GGAGAGAGAGAGGGAGACAGAGAGGAGGGCUGCGGGCAGGAGGGGAGAGGCAGAGGGGAGCGAGGAGGCCGCGGCGGGCUCAGGGGCACGUCGGCCGGGUCCCCCCCGCGAGCCAGACGUCGCCAUUCCGCUGCUCGGGGCGCCGCCGCCGCCGCCGCCGCGCCCGGGGGCCAUGGUGCCGCCGCCCCCGCGCCAGCCGCCGCCCCAGGCGCGCGCGGCCCGCGGCGCGGUGAGCCUGCAGCGGGCCUUCCUGCGCGGCCCGCUGGGCGUGCUGCGGCUGCUGCAGCUGCUGGCCGGCGCCGCCUUCUGGAUCACCAUCGCCACCAGCAGGUACCAGGGCCCGGUGCACUUCGCGCUCUUCGUGUCCGUGCUCUUCUGGCUGCUGACCCUGGGCCUCUACUUCCUCACGCUGCUGGGCAAGCACGAGCUGGUGCCGGUGCUGGGCUCGCGCUGGCUGGUGGUCAACGCGGCGCACGACCUGCUGGCGGCCGCGCUCUACGGCGCCGCGACGGGCAUCAUGAUCAGCCAGACGCAGAGCCACAGCUACUGCAACCUCAAGGAUUACCAGAUGUCCUGCGCCUACCACGCCUUCCUGGCGGCCGCCGUCUGCGGCGGCCUCUGCCUCGGCCUCUACCUGCUCUCGGCGCUCUACGGCUGCUGCCGCCACUACCAGGGCGAGCAAGAGGUGGCGUGAGGCCGCCGCGCCGCGGGGCGGGGACCCGUCCUCCCUGCCGCCGCCGCCGCCCCGCGCCCGUGCGCCCCGGCACCCUCCCCGCGCCCCGCGUUCCCGCCGCCGGCGCCCGGAUCGCAGUUCCCGCCCGACCGCAGCGUCGCCAUCCAGAGUCCGCACAGCUGCGCGGUCUCCAGGGACCAGGGCAGGGCUGCAUCCGCCGGGCGGACGCGCUCCAUCAGACAGGCCGCCCCGAGGCGAAGCCUCGCGGUUCCUCUUCCCCUUCCCCGCCGAGAGCGAGACGUGGACAGGCGCCGCGUAGAUCCGGGGGAGGCUCCCAAAUUGGAACCAGUCUACUGGCGGCGCCUCUGCCCCCUCCCUCCCGCCCCACGUUCGGAAGAGCACCCCCUUGCCCUGGCCCCUCUUCCAGCCCCGAGUGCUGAAAAAGGCAGGCACGCCGCCGUGGGCGGAGUUGGGGACGCGCUUCCACUGGUCCCGGGAGGGGCGACGGGUGUGGUUUUAGUUUGGGACUGUGCGGGCAUCCUGCGCAGUCCUUCCGGGCCAUCCCUCAGUGCUUUGAUGUCUUGGGGUGCGGCCCGUCUGCAAAGGUGACGAUGGAUAGAAAGUGCCCGCGGGCUGUACCCUUGCACCUUUGGAGUCUUCUUUCUCCUCUGCCUGUUCCGCCUUUUUCCCUCGUGGUUCACGGAGGCCAGGCCCUAACGCCCACUAGCUUCCCUGGCCUCGCCUUCCCAGCCUUCCUCUCACAGGCUUCUGUUCCAUCCCCACCUCCCAAUAUCUUUUUGCGUUCACACUCUGGUCAAGCAAUGUUAGGCGAGCCCCACCCCUUUUUACAGAUGGAGACUCAGCGUUUGCUUUUGGGAACCGCCAGUGAAAGAUUAGAAGGCCGUCUUCGGAUUCCCAGUCUAGCGUUGUUUACUUUAAAGCUUUGGGUGCUCCCUGAAAUCCUGACUCCGGAGCUACCCUCUAAAAGAGGGUUUCAAGGCCAAAAGGGUUUGUCAAAGGGGCUUUCUCCUCUUCUUGAAGAUUCAUAACACUCAGCAUAUCAAAGUCUCUGAGAAGUCCUGUUCUAAAAGAAACCCAAGUAAUUUAGUUUACAGUGUUAACUGCCUCUGAAUCUGGACCAGCUUUUCCCACCUUAAGGUUCCAAGCAGCCGUGUAUUUUCCUGGCUCUCAUUUAUCGCCAAGAGGCCCAACCCAUUGGCUGUGUCUGUUUGAAGACCUGGGGCACUCCUUCUCUUUCCCAGGGAAUUUCUAUAGCAGAAGGGGCCCCUCACCCGCUGCGUGGAAGAGAAGAUUGCUGCCCCUGUCAGGCCAAUGAGAGCCUGGGGAACUGUGGAUUGAACAUUCCUUUACAUUCUUUGGGAAAUGAAGCCAAGGUUAUCCAGAUGGUUUCCAGGUUUCCCAGUCAAAGGAACAUCACCUGUAAGAGAUGCAGGUAUGCACCAUGGGCAACUGGCAGGAGUGGGUCACACCAAACAGAGAAGAAAACUCUGGAUCUGGGAUGAACAGCUGGCCCAGCCUUGGUAAGUAUUUGGGCCACCUGCGCAGCUUGCGGGAUCUUAGUUCCCUGACCAGGGAUUGAACCCGCGCCCUUGGCAGUGAAAGUGUGGAGUUCUAACCACUGGACUGCCAGGUUUCCAUGUUGCUGAGGCCAUGGAGACUCCCAGAGCCGGUCAUGCCAACCUUUCCCAGGACCCUCUUCCCUGGGCCAGCAGAGGGUUUCAGUGUCUUCACUGGACAUAGAGGGAGGUGGGGAGGAGGAAGAAUAUUUGCCCAGCAGCUCCCUUUCCACAUCAUUCAAUGGAAGAGCCAAGAUGGGGAAGGUUCAUCUUGCCUUGACAUUGAGAAAUCCCCAUUCUGCUUGUGCUGUGACUUGGGCACAAGCUUCCAGAUAGCUGGAACUGAGCCAUGUGCCCCUGUACCUUAAACAAUGGCUUUUGAGCUCCAGCGUGUGUUCCUUUCAUCUUUUUUUAGAUUGCCACAUAAGCUGCAUCCUCAGCUCAGAUCCAGCCCCCUUGAGGACCUCUUCUUAGCCCCAGCCCAUGGUGUUCUGUCGGUGGUCAGGUGACCUUACUCAGGAGCAGACGUCUCCUUGGCCUUCAUGGUACCUUACCCAGCCACAUGUGCCUGAAACAUUCUAGAGCUCACUGUCUCGUCUAGAUGUGCCUUCCCACUUGGCCUCCUGCUGGUUCUCCAGAUGUGAGAAGGACAUGAAGACAGCCCCCACACCCAUCCUCUGCUUCCCUUUGAGGCCCUGUGCCAUGGGAAUUGCCACCUGAGCUGGCCUGGAACUUUUGGAUACUGGAGGCAGUCUCCUUGGCCUCCCUCUUUGGACUCCAGGACUCAAUCCAACCUGAGACUGCUGUGGGCUGCCCCAGCCCAAAAGUCUGGGACCACUUGUGGGCCCAGGGGAGGAUUUCUUCAGUGUUCUACAAAGGCCAAAAGAGAGGGUAGGUGUGGGAGGGUGAAGGAGGGCAGGGAGAGGGGACUGAUGUGCCUUAUUCAGUAGUUUAGUGGUGAUUACUAAUAUGCUUUCCUGAAUAAAGUUUGAUUU
Molecule: messenger RNA, 3245 nt
Organism: Hippopotamus amphibius kiboko
Lineage: Eukaryota; Metazoa; Chordata; Mammalia; Artiodactyla; Hippopotamidae
Gene: MARVELD1
Product: MARVEL domain containing 1
Exons: 3
Coding region: 173-694 (173 amino acids)
Biological process (GO): myelination
Cellular component (GO): membrane
Molecular function (GO): structural constituent of myelin sheath
Source: RefSeq, a predicted model, not a curated record